Strongyloides ratti is the source of this 828-nucleotide messenger RNA. RefSeq names its product Short-chain dehydrogenase/reductase SDR family and Glucose/ribitol dehydrogenase family and NAD(P)-binding domain-containing protein. The record is from RefSeq and is a predicted model, not a curated record. Lineage: Eukaryota; Metazoa; Nematoda; Chromadorea; Rhabditida; Strongyloididae. Gene Ontology annotation, molecular function: oxidoreductase activity. The transcript has a single exon. Bases 1 to 828 code for a protein of 275 amino acids.
AUGAAAGUUUUUAUUGUAACCGGUGCCAAUAAAGGAAUUGGGUACGGAAUUGUAAGAAAUUUAUUGAAGCUCGUUAAAGAAUCUACCAUAUUUUUAACAGCUAGAAAUGGAGAGCUCGGUUUAAAGGCAGUAGAUGAAGUUUUAAAGGAGGUUGGGACAAUGAAGGACUCUUCAGUAGAUUUAAAAUUCCACCAACUUGACAUUACUGAUGAAGAAAGUUGUAAGAAAUUUAAAAAUUAUUUAGAAAAUGAAAAAUAUAAAAUUGAUGUUCUUAUUAAUAAUGCUGGUUUUGCCUUUAAUAUUGAUGCUACUGAGUCACCAUUAAUUCAAGCAAAAUCAACUAUUGGUAUUAAUUAUUACGGAACUAAAAUGGUUUCGAAAUAUUUAAUUCCAUUGAUCAAAGAUGAGGGAAGAAUUGUAAACAUUUGUAGUAUGUGUGGUAAGAUGGCAGGUUAUUAUAGUGAAGAAAAAAUUGAAUUGUUUAAAAAAAAUACCUAUACUGAGGAGGAUAUUGAUAGUUUUGUAGAAAAAUACAUAGCAUCAUGUGAACCUGAUGUUAGAACUACUAAUGGUUAUCCAUGCUCAUCUUAUAGAGUAUCCAAAGCAGCUGAAAUUGCCUUGACAAUGCUUUAUCAUAGACAAUUAAUGGAUAGAAAAAUUAGAGCUAUUGCAUGCUGUCCAGGGUACGUUGCUACAGAUAUGACAAAUUACAAAGGACCAUUAACAAUCGACGAAGGAACUGUAACACCAUUGUAUUGUGCUCUUAAUGAUGACGCUCCAAGUGGUGAAUUUAUUGAACAUUGUAAAGUUUCCAAAUGGCUUAGUUAA